AUGUAUCGUAUCUCAAAUAUCUACGUGCUCGCCGCGUUCGGCACCAUCGGCGGAGCGCUAUUCGGCUUCGAUGUGAGCUCGAUGAGUGCCUGGAUUGGCGUUGACACCUAUAACGAUUAUUUCGGAAACCCCAAUUCUGAUCUUCAGGAGGAGUCAAUUACGGCCUCCAUGUCGGCCGGCUCCUUCGCCGGCUCCAUUGCAGCAGGUUGGCUAUCAGAUUAUCUCGGCCGCCGAGGCUCAUUGAUGAUUGCCGCCUUGGUAUGGGUCGUCGGGGCCAUGGUGCAAUGUAGCGCCCAAAAUGUCACACACCUCGUCGCCGGGCGUGUGGUCAGCGGACUCGCCGUUGGAGUAACGUCGUCACAGACUUGCGUCUACCUAUCCGAGCUUGCACCGGCACGUAUUCGAGGCCGUGUUGUCGGAAUUCAACAAUGGGCUAUUGAAUGGGGUAUCCUGAUCAUGUACCUGAUUGCCUAUGGCUGCGUGGUCGGUGUCUCAGGUACAGCCGCGUUCCGGAUCUGCUGGGGAAUUCAAGCUGUUCCUGGAGUGAUCCUGUUUAUUGCGCUGUUCUUCUUUCCGGAGUCACCACGUUGGCUAGCGAGUAAGGAGCGUUGGGAAGAAGCGUUGGAUGUGUUGGCUGAUAUCCAUGGGAAGGGGAACCGCAAUGAUCCUGUGGUGCAAGUGGAAUUCGAAGAAGUUCAGGAGGCGGCAAGAAUUGCCCACCAGGCCAAGGAUGUUUCUUUCCUUGCGUUAUUCGGACCUCGGAUCUGGAAGCGAACUGCCUGUGGUAUGAGUGUUCAAAUGUGGCAGCAAUUGCUAGGUGGUAAUGUGGCUAUGUACUACGUUGUGUACAUCUUUGAGAUGGCUGGAAUGACUGGAAACACUACUCUCUGGUCCUCGGCUAUCCAAUAUGUUAUCUUCUUGGUCACGACUGGUGUCAUGCUGCCCUUUAUCGAUCGCGUUGGUCGACGAACCUUGCUUUUGACAGGCUCUGUUCUCUGUAUGAUCGUGCACUUUAUCAUCGCAGGUGUCAUGGCUAGUCACGGCCACGCCGUCUCAAAUGUGAACGGCAACACCAAUCUUACCUGGGAGAUCCAGGGUAGUGCAGGCAUGGCAGUCAUCGCCUUCUCUUACAUUUUCACCGGUAUCUAUGGGUUCACCUGGGCCCCAACGGGAUGGAUCUACGCCUCAGAAGUCUUCCCUCUCAAGUACCGUGCUAAGGGCGUUGGUCUCUCAGCCUCCGCAAAUUGGAUCUUCAAUUUUGCCCUGGCCUACUUCGUAGCCCCGGCAUUCCACAACAUCCAGUGGAAGACAUACAUAAUUUUCGGUGUAUUCUGCUGCGUAAUGACCUUCCACGUUUUCUUCAUGUACCCCGAGACUGUGGGUCGGUCUCUGGAGGAGAUUGAUAUGGUCUUCGACUCGACUGUCAAGCCUUGGAAGACCAAUCAGAUUGAGGAUACAUUUGGGGCGGAGAUUGAGAAGAAGAAGGAGGGGAAGAUCAAGGAAGUGGAUGCUGUUCACGAGGAGGUUGUUUGA
Penicillium maclennaniae is the source of this 1533-nucleotide messenger RNA. RefSeq names its product sugar porter family MFS transporter. The transcript is spliced from 6 exons. Gene Ontology annotation, cellular component: membrane. Gene Ontology annotation, biological process: transmembrane transport; carbohydrate transport. NCBI's taxonomy places the organism in Eukaryota, Fungi, Ascomycota, Eurotiomycetes, Eurotiales, Aspergillaceae. The record is from RefSeq and is a predicted model, not a curated record. The coding region runs from base 1 to 1533 and encodes 510 amino acids. Gene Ontology annotation, molecular function: carbohydrate:proton symporter activity.